UUUGCCUAAAAAGUUGACGGUUACCACGUGUACAUAGCUGAAGAUGCGUAAUACUGACUGUCCAGGAAUCCCGCGCUCUUCUGAGACCCGCGCGAGCGUUCCGUGCGAGUCUCGAGCUCCAUUCAUUCAUCACGUCACUGCCCACGAGCGACGCGCGCUCAGCUUCACACGGAUACGCUCCUGUCAGAGCUGAGGAUUUCUGCUGCUCAGAGGGAUUGAGUGCUGAUUCUUUCCUUUUCCUCUUUUAACACGGAUAGCCUACACUGAGAGACCUUUCCCCCUAAAGGUACUUCUCGUUUUUGUAGAUUUGUAGGUCAUUUUAGAGUAGAAUAGACGCUGGUUUACUGCACAGUAUUUUUUUCCUCUCAGUAAAGUUACUAAAAGUGCGGUUCUGGGAGGUUUAUUCGGUUCAGAAGGGAUGAUGAUGGGGACUUUACGCGACCUCCAGUACGCUCUUCAGGAGAAAAUCGAAGAACUGAGACAGAGAGACGCGCUCAUUGACGAACUGGAGCUCGAACUGGAUCAGAAAGACGAACUCAUUCAGAAACUGCAAAACGAACUGGAUAAGUACCGCUCCGUGAUCCGCCCGGCGACCCAACAGGUCCAGAGCCGUUCGGAGCUGCCUGAGCAUCAGCGCACCAAACGCCAGGCGAUCAGCGCCGAACCAGCCAACGUCCAGCAGCUGAGUCACGUGACCCUGCCCAGCGUCCACAAGAGUGCCAAGUCAAAGGAACUGAUCAAGUCAGCUAUUCUGGACAAUGACUUCAUGAAGAAUCUGGAGAUGUCUCAGAUCCAGGAAAUAGUGGACUGUAUGCAUCCAGUGGACUAUGACAAAAACAGCUGUAUUAUCAAAGAAGGGGAUGUGGGCUCCCUCGUCUAUGUCAUGGAAGAGGGAAAAGUUGAAGUGACUAAAGAAGGAUUGAAGCUGUGCACAAUGGGACCAGUAAAGGUGUUUGGAGAGCUUGCCAUUCUUUAUAACUGCACCAGGACGGCCACUGUAAGAACUGUGACCAGUGUGAAGUUAUGGGCCAUCGACAGACAGUGCUUCCAGACCAUCAUGAUGAGGACGGGACUCAUCAAACAUGCAGAAAAUAUGGAGUUAUUGAAAAGUGUCCUGACGUUCCGGGGUCUUCCAGAGGAAAUACUGAGCAAGCUAGCUGAUGUCCUUGAGGAGACCCACUAUGAAGAUGGUGACUACAUCAUUCGCCAGGGGGCAAGAGGAGACACAUUCUUCAUUAUCAGUAAAGGAAAGGUGACAAUGACUCGAGAGGACUGUCCGGGUCAGGAGCCCGUUUACUUGCGUUCUAUGGGGAAAGGAGACUCCUUUGGGGAAAAAGCCCUACAAGGGGAGGAUAUCAGAACAGCUAACGUCAUCGCAGCAGAGUCUGUCACCUGCCUUGUGAUCGACAGAGACUCGUACAAACAUCUGAUUGGAGGUCUGGAAGAUGUAUCCAACAAAGGCAGUGAAGACGCAGAGGCAAAAGCAAAAUACGAGGCAGAGAACGCAUUCUACUCCAACCUAAACCUGUCUGACUUCAACAUUAUCGAUACUCUUGGCGUUGGAGGAUUUGGACGUGUUGAGCUGGUGCAGCUCAAGAGUGAUGAGAUGAAGACAUUUGCGAUGAAGAUCCUAAAGAAGCGCCACAUUGUGGACACGAGACAGCAGGAGCACAUCCGCUCUGAGAAACUGAUCAUGCAGGAGGCGCAUUCAGAUUUUAUCGUCAGGCUCUAUAGGACGUUUAAGGACAGUAAAUACCUCUAUAUGCUGAUGGAGGCCUGUUUAGGUGGAGAACUGUGGACUAUUCUCAGAGACAGGGGCAACUUCGACGAUUCAACUACACGCUUUUACACAGCAUGUGUGGUGGAGGCAUUCGCUUACCUGCAUUCCAAAGGCAUCAUAUACAGAGACCUUAAACCAGAGAACCUGAUACUAGACCACAGGGGCUACGCCAAACUGGUGGAUUUUGGCUUUGCUAAGAAGAUCGGCUUUGGAAAGAAAACGUGGACAUUCUGUGGUACACCAGAGUAUGUGGCUCCAGAGAUCAUCCUGAAUAAAGGUCAUGACAUCUCUGCAGAUUACUGGUCCCUCGGCAUCCUCAUGUACGAGCUGCUGACUGGCAGUCCUCCUUUUUCAGGACCAGAUCCAAUGAAAACAUACAACAUCAUUCUUAGAGGCAUCGACAUGAUAGAAUUCCCCAAAAAAAUUACUAAAAAUGCUGCCAAUCUCAUCAAAAAGCUAUGCAGAGACACACCGUCUGAAAGACUAGGAAACUUGAAAAAUGGUGUCAAAGACAUCCAGAAGCACAAAUGGUUUGAAGGGUUUAACUGGGACGGAUUGAGGAAGGGGACACUGAUGCCCCCCAUCAUCCCUAAUGUAACAUCAUCUACGGACACUAGUAACUUUGACAGCUUUCCAGAGGACAACGAAGACCCGCCACCUGAUGAUAACUCAGGCUGGGACACAGACUUCUAAACAGGCCUAAACACCCACACACACACACACAACACUGCUCACAUGGGAUGUCUGCCUGGGAUAGAGAUGCUGCACUGCAGAUUGGACUGGAGGAGAAAUGUGGAAAGAAGCAGAAAGAGACAUGAAAAGACGAAACCUGAAUCUCUUGUGUGAGCAUGUGUCUGUGUGCGUGUUCACCUCUGACCCAUGAUAAUCACCUUUACUGUGAGAUGACUGAGGAGACAGUCCACUUAGGGAAGAGCUUGUGACCUCAGUGAUUUGUUCUUCUCCCUGAUUGGCUGUGAACUCUUCAUUCACCAAUCCGUGUGCAGACUACUCUGAAGAAGACCGCACUGUAUGUUGCAGGAGUCCAGACAGACCUGAAUGUUGCUCUUUAAGUAAUACUCGUUUGUUAUAGCACAUGUACAUAAUAGCAUAGCAUCACUACCCUGAAAAACUGACGCAUUGCCGGCAUUCCUGACAUGUAAAGGAUUAUCUGUCACAUGCAUCAUAAAACAUCAAUCGGAAGACUCAGUUUCACCUUCUUCAAGCACACACAGACAUCAUAGACGCAUCUUCUCGCCUCUCUUCACUGUUAAUUUAUUGUCCUGGCAGACGGCCAUUAUAGUUUAUGAUAUUCUGAACCCAGUGCUGGUUUUCUCAAACUUCAUCCCAUGAAAUGAUGUGCCUCAAAUUCAUAGCUACAUUAAUAGUGUACUGUAUUUAUUGUCUCAGAUUUAUAAGAAUUAGGAGAUAAGUACUGACCACUGUGAACAGCCGGAUUUUAAACAGGAACAGGUAUGGAUGUGGGAUUGGUUUUUCCUUCUAUGGCCAUUUCUUAAAACCAACUUAUUCAAAUGCAAGUACAACAUAAUCCUGAUUUCUUGAGAAAUUCAGCCAUAUCAGAUCAACAAUAUUAGUGCCUUAAAUCAACGGCAUUCUGCGACGCUCCUCAAGCUGCAUGUCUCCUCAGCCUGCUGCUGUCCAUCAGAUGCUCUGUCUGUCUAGGGUUUUUUUUUUUUUUUUUUUUUACACAAUAAAGCAAC
Molecule: messenger RNA, 3498 nt
Organism: Carassius auratus (goldfish)
Lineage: Eukaryota; Metazoa; Chordata; Actinopteri; Cypriniformes; Cyprinidae
Product: cGMP-dependent protein kinase 1-like
Exons: 18
Coding region: 419-2473 (684 amino acids)
Biological process (GO): protein phosphorylation
Molecular function (GO): ATP binding; cGMP-dependent protein kinase activity
Source: RefSeq, a predicted model, not a curated record